Molecule: messenger RNA, 2032 nt
Organism: Papaver somniferum (opium poppy)
Lineage: Eukaryota; Viridiplantae; Streptophyta; Magnoliopsida; Ranunculales; Papaveraceae
Exons: 2
Coding region: 63-1169 (368 amino acids)
Source: RefSeq, a predicted model, not a curated record
UUUUUGUUAACGUUUUUUUAUCCUCUUGAUCAACUGAGGUUGAUUCAAGAUGGUUGAAAACCAUGAUCCGGGUCCAAGUAAUCAACAUAUUCAAUCUUCUUAUGCUGAUAAGGUUAAAGGGAAGAAAUCUGCAUCAUUUCAAGGUAAAAAAACUUAUAUUAUUACUGUUGAUGAUCGGGAUAUUAAUACUAAUGUUAUAUAUGAUAAUGGUGAACCUUGUCCUUGAUGUGCCGAUUGAUUUGGCUAAAGAGGGGUGUGAUUUGUUUCAGUUUAGUUUAAUCGGAAGAUUAAACUUUAAUGGUUUGAAACUCCCUGAUGUUAAGAAAAUAUUAGAGAAUCAAUGGAAUAUCCUUGAAGAUAGAUGCAAACUUGCACCUAUGACUAGGGGUUUCUUUGUUAUUAAACUCGCCUCCAAAGAAGAUAAAGAACAUGUUUGGCAUGGAGGAUCCUGGAUGGUUGGAAAACAAUCUCUCCGUGUGAUUAAUUUUUAUGUGAACUUUGAUCCGGAAAGACAGCCAACCUCCAAAACAACUCUUUGGGUUUAUUUUCCAGGUUUAUUUGUUGAAUUAUGGACAAAGAAAAUUCUGAUUUCGAUGGCUAAGUUGAUUGGUAAAAAAACUUUAGACCAUGAUUUUUGUAAUUAUGUUGUUGUUCUUAUUGAAAUAGACAUGGCGAAACCUAUUCCAAAUAGGAUUAGGGUUAAAGCGAAUGGAAACAUCUUUUGGCAAUAUGUUGAUGUGCAGGAUUUAGAGAAGGCUAAUUUAUGUUCCCAUUGUAAGAUAAUGGGGCAUUUGCUUGCAGACUGUAAUGCUGCUCGAAAAAUCAUCAAGAGAACUGUGGGUACUGACGGGAAUAGAACUGAAGUUACAAAGCAGGGUGCGUCAGUUAGCCAAUGGAAGGAAGUUGGAAGAAAAGAAAAAAGGAAUGAUAAUGUUUCUGCUUCGGUUGCUAAGGAUAACGCUGCAAAUUCUACAGCUGAAGGGGUGCAAAAAGAUAUGGGAAUUCUUGGUACUAAUGAACAGGUAACUUCAUCUGACGUAAACAGGAGUAAUGCAGCUCAUAAUAACGUGCAUAGUGUUGGAGAUGAUCAAGAUAACACUACCUGGCAUCAGGUUAAAGGAAAGAAUUGUUCUGGAAGUAAACAUGUUGAUUCCACACCAACACCGUAGCUGAUGAGCUUAUACGUUCUGAGCAUAUUCACUCCAAUUCUUUAGAAGCUUUUCUAGAAAAAUUGGUUUGAAUGAUGAUUUGACAAGGAAGUUUCAUCUGUCAUAUCAGCUUGUAGUACUGACGUUUCGGAUGGUAGUAUUGGGUCAGAGGAUUGGAGUAAUGUUGAUGAGGAUAUUAGGGCUAGGAAAGAAGCUAAGCGCCUUGAUAAGAAAGCCAAGCAAAUUCUAGCUCGUCAAAGAAAGCAAUCAGAGUUGGUAAACAAUUCAACUUCCAUGGAAGUUUUGGAAACCAACCGUGAUUUGGAGAAUAAAUCGUUUUUGGAUAUGGAAACCAACCAGGUUUCGGAAUUACACACAGAAGUGACUUUGCAAAAGCCUAAUCCUGGUGCGGACCAAACAAUGGGUGAUGGGCCUAAUACUUUAGGUCACAAAACCCAUGAGAAUUCGCCUAGGUAAAAGGAAAGUAGGAAUUACCAAUAGGUACUAUUAUGGUAGUCUUAGUUAAUGGCAGGUCCACCCACUAAAGCCCAGUAACCAGAAGUCCAUAAUAAAAAGAAAAAGAGGAAAUUGGACCAAAUUUUUUAUCCCCUGGUCCGGUACACGUGCAGGAUGUCAUAAUCCACUUUUAAAAAUACCCAAACUACCCAUUCCCUGAUAGUACAUAUAUAUUUCUUACAAAAAAAAUCACCAUUUUUUCCAAAUCUGAGUUCCGUCUCCUCCUCUUUUCUACUUCUGCUCACUUUUCGCUCCUUCUUUUGGAUUACGAGCUAGAGUUUUUUUGAAGAUCUCUUUGAAGAUUUAAAGUACGUAUAUCCCGUAUUGACAGAAACCUAGCUUAUUUUGAAUGAAGAAGAACAAGAUGG